UAAGUAUGGGUGAGUUUGCGUCCAUGGUCAAAUAUAUGUAGGGAGAGCAGGAGAAAAAGCGUGUGCGAUUUGUGUGUAUGUGUGAGCGCGCUCUUGCUUAGCAUUCUCUUCAUGCACGCAUACAUGAGUCUGUUAAACUAAAUCACGCAAAUAACAUCAGAUCGGUGUUAGAGUCUCUCAACAGUUUGAAAAUAUGGCGUACCGAAACGCAAACUAGAUUUUUUGGAGCUAAAUAGUUUGCUGUUGUUUGUUUUUUUUUUCUACCUCUUUCAUCUUCCUUUUAAAGGAUCUUUGUAGCGCGCGUUCAUUUCUCAUUGGUGGCGUACAAACAAUUUUUGCAAUUGAUUUUGAAAAGAAAAAAACAUAAAAUACAAUUAUCUAAAUCAGAUGUUUCAGAGUCCCAAUUGAUUUGGUAAAAUUGGGAGAGAAAAAAUGGAUAAUGCUGAAGUAUCAACAAAUCCAAAUGCCAUUGGUAGUUUUCAUGGUAUGGACAUGGCGCAUAAAAAGGCUUUAUUUGGUGACCGCAGCGAUUCUGUGGGCGACAGUGGUUUCGCGGAAAAUUGGUCUAUUUCAAAUAGCAAUGUUGUAGCAAGCACAUCGGUACUGAGCGGCUCAGCCAAAUUGUCGUCAUCGUUAUUCAGAAGAUCCACCGAAUUGGAACCAAUCUCUGAGAAUAUUGAACUGGGUGGUUUACAAGAAACCCCGACGACACGAAGCAUGCGAUAUCUUGAUGCAUUCCAUAUAAAUACGCCGCAAAAUGCACGCAAUCACAUGGAAACGACACCGAAGAAAGCCAACUACUUUUCGAAUGUGCAUGACAGCGGUUCGCGUGGCAGUGACCAACAGAAUAAGAGUCAAAACAGCAUUCGAUGGUCAUUAAACAAAUCAUCGCCGCGGCUUCGAUCACAACGCAAAUCGAUUUCGGCACGAUCAACAUUGUUCGAGUCAAUCGACGAGAACUAUGACGAGAACACAUUCAACGAAGAUGUGGAGAAUCCAUGCGAUCAAAGCAUUGGCGUUAGCCCAAUCAAAGCACAUAACAACAGCAACAUUUUGAUGGCUAAGCAACCCGAAAAGGUGGUGGGUUUGCAACGACAUCCGUCUGGCAUUGAUUCAAGUACACCAAAGAAUAGUUUCAAGCGAAUUCGCACACAGUCAAUUGUCAAGACAAAGGCAUGCAUGGCCGAUGAAUUGAUUCGAAGCCGUUUAAUCCGUAAAACUCAAAGUUUUAGCCCAGCAAAACGUUUGGCGUUGCGUGAACGAUUCCAGCAAAAUGUUAUCGAGCGCGGUGAGAACCAAUGUGUUGAGGCUGACAAACAACCCGAUAAUAAUCCAGCACGUAAAGUGUUGGAUUUUACACCACAAAAAUUUGAUCAACUUGUCAAUAAUUUUCAUCACGAUAUACCCGCCACUUUGACGGAUUCAAAUAAAUGGCACCAAGAUGAGAUUGAAGCCAGCAGCAAAGCAGCAACAACAAAGUGUUUGCCGCUCAAACGUCUGGAUACACACCGAAGUAAUUCACGUUUGGUGAAGGAAUUCUCACGGAAGAAAACCAUGCGACAUAUCCAGCCAACAGUGAUGCCAAACAAAGCAAUGAAUAGCUUAAAUGAAAGUGAUAUUUUCAUGUCACUGGCUACGGCAGAAGAGGAAAAUGAGACUGAUUCUCGCAAAUGUGAAGAAGACAGCAAUGGUGUUGUUGAUUCGGUUGUGAUGCCAACCAUGACAACACCAAGUACAAAUUGUAAAUCUCAAGCAAUGUUUAGUAGUGAUACACCGAAUCGUAGUGAUUUUGUGAAGAAAAAUAUCUGUGAGCAGGCAAAUCGUACGCCAACAAAACGCUUUGAAAAAAGCACCAGUUACAGUUUUGCAUCGGCGAUCAAAUCCAGUCCGGAGAAGGAAAAAUUCGAAAUUGUUUAUGGCCAUUUGCCAUGUACACCGCCAAAGAAAUAUCCACGCAGACAGCUGAAGCGUCCGGCCGCCAUUGCACGGUCAGAUUCGCCUGCCGCGAAUGCACCGUCGGCCAAACGUAAAUUGUACGCGAUUUGCCCACGGCCAUCGUUUUACAAUGGCUUAGAAAAGCUGGACAUUUUGUCGCAUCUUAAAAAAUUCGAAAUGGUCGAUAUUGUGGAGAACAUUUUGGAAUUGUUGCCCGAUGAAAGUCUGCAAGCAGCGUAUUCCGUGUGCAAAUCCUGGAAAUCAUUUGUCGAUGGCAAUCACAAAUUCCGCAUCCGACGCCGUAAAUUCGUUCGAACCAUGCAAACGAUCAAAGAAAAUGUGCAUCGCAACGAAAUCAAACCCAUUGUCAAUAACAACAAUAAUGUGAAACCGUUGCAUGUACACAAUCUGAACAGUACCAUUGAGGGAAAACCGAUGGCAGUCAGUCCAUCCACACAGCGUUUCAAUGAACAUCAAAGCAUUGUCAAGAGCUUGAAGCCAGAACAACGAGUUCUUCACUGUCCACGAUGUAACGGAACUAGCAUCGUUCAUCCAGCUACUACAACUGAAGUCAAAAUACAACGCCGAAGCCCACGCAGACAACUUCAUAGCAUAUUUAUCUACCAAGAUCGAUUCUUGCGAUCUUCGACUGGCAGCGCCACAAAGAAUCGAGCAAACAAUAUGAUUGGCAAGGUAGUUUUUAGUGAAUAUGCAGUUUGCUCAAAGAGAACGUGCGGCUUUGAAUUUUGUACCAAUUGCAAUGGUAAUCGGCAUGUAAAUGCUAAAUGUACAAAGCGUCCACUUGGCUCGUCGCCCAAAAGCGAUGAGGACUCACCAUAUCAACAGGAACGUCGCACCACAGCUAAACGUCCAUUACGUCGACUUGGGCGCUUGGUAUUUUGAGUGGCUUAAUCUGUUACCUGUUCUCUCACUUUUACCACCCGGUUCCAUUUGACAACGGACAUGACAACGACUCUAUCCAACCCACAAAGAACAACUCAUAACACAAAACAUCUCGUAAUUUUUAAUAUUUUUUUUUGACGAAAAACAUGAAUUUUCAUUUGAUUAACAGCAUUCAAUUGAAACAAAUGAAAAAAAAAACUCAAACUACAACAAAAUCUAAGAUGAAAAAAACAAAUGAACAGACAAAAAAUACUCUCCAUAUUUAAAGCAUCAAGCCAACGCACACAAAUGGUUCAGAACAAUGGCUAACACUUAAAUUAAAACAAUGAUCAGUGAUAUGUAAUUUGUAAGUCGAUCAAAUGUUUGCUUCAGCUCAAAUCAAGUCUAUUCUCCCCACACACUUUUGAUCAAACAACCACAAAAUAAGUUUAAACACAAAGAAAACAUAUUGUAUCGUCUUGACAAACAGUUCAGGGAUAUUAUACCAGGAGCACAUUUCAUCAUAUUUAUUGCAUAAGUUUAAAUUUAAAAAAAUUCUUUUGUGUAUUGCGUGUGACAGUUUUAGUUAUUUAAGACAUUUUUUCCCCUCUUUCUUUUGUUGUAUAGUUUAAAUUUUCUUCUUUUUUUUACAAACACAUCAUAUUCGAUUCACUUGUCAAACUGGAUCAAUUUGAAAUGUGCAACAUAAUUUCCAUUCCAUAAAUAGACCAAUAUCGCUUUGUACCAAUGACAACAAAUUAUGACUCACUUUGAUAGUGGUAUGCUUUUCCUAAAUUAUUCCCAUUGACAUAGUUUUUAAAAAGAAUCUUUCUUCGAUUGUGGUUUUUGUGUAUGCAGAGGUCCUUCGAAUUGAAAAAAAAAACACAUGAUCAAAUUGUCAAGUUCAACAAAAAAAAAUUAUUAUUUUAGUUCAUUUGUUCCCCUUCACAGUGAUUUAGACUCAUAGUACUUUAGUUUAGAAUUUAAAAUUGUUAAGUGCAUUUGUGAAACGUUUAAAAAAAUUAAAAAAAUAAAAUGUCUUGUUCUACUAUUCCCCCGCAAACAAA
Molecule: messenger RNA, 3884 nt
Organism: Sitodiplosis mosellana (orange wheat blossom midge)
Lineage: Eukaryota; Metazoa; Arthropoda; Insecta; Diptera; Cecidomyiidae
Gene: Rca1
Exons: 5
Coding region: 433-2838 (801 amino acids)
Biological process (GO): regulation of mitotic nuclear division; negative regulation of meiotic nuclear division
Cellular component (GO): nucleus
Molecular function (GO): protein binding
Source: RefSeq, a predicted model, not a curated record